Messenger RNA from Carcharodon carcharias (great white shark), 3382 nucleotides. RefSeq names its product unconventional myosin-Ib-like. Gene Ontology annotation, molecular function: ATP binding; actin filament binding; microfilament motor activity. The coding region runs from base 1 to 3228 and encodes 1075 amino acids. The record is from RefSeq and is a predicted model, not a curated record. Lineage: Eukaryota; Metazoa; Chordata; Chondrichthyes; Lamniformes; Lamnidae. Gene Ontology annotation, biological process: actin filament organization; vesicle transport along actin filament. Gene Ontology annotation, cellular component: plasma membrane; microvillus; cytoplasm. The transcript has 28 exons.
AUGGAUAAGAAGUCAUCCUAUCUGGACAAUAUGGUUGGCAUGGGUGACAUGGUGCUGUUAGACCCCCUCACCGAUGAAUCUUUACUUUCAAACCUCAAGAAACGAUUCAGUAGCGAUGAGAUCUAUACUUACAUCGGGAGCGUGGUUGUUUCAAUUAAUCCAUACAAGGGGCUUCCUAUCUACUGCCAGGAGAAUAUCAACAAGUAUCGCAACUGUAACCUGUACGAGUUGAGUCCUCACAUCUAUGCCAUUGCAGAUGAGGCAUACAGAUCACUCCGAGACAGAGAUAAGGACCAAUGUGUUCUCAUUACUGGGGAGAGUGGAUCGGGAAAGACAGAGGCCAGUAAACUUGUGAUGUCCUAUAUUGCUGCAGUUUGUAGCAAAGGAGAAGAGGUCAAUCAGGUCAAAGAGCAGCUUUUGCAGUCAAAUCCUGUCUUGGAAGCAUUUGGCAACGCCAAGACUCUACGGAAUGACAACUCCUCCAGAUUUGGGAAGUACAUGGAUAUUGAGUUUGAUUUCAAGGGUGAUCCAUUGGGCGGCGUCAUUAGUAACUAUCUCCUGGAGAAAUCUCGUGUUGUCAAGCAUCUGAAAGGGGAAAGGAAUUUUCAUAUCUUCUACCAGCUGUUGGCAGGAGGAUCACCCGAUCUGCUCAAGCGUCUUAAAGUGCUACAGGACUACAAUCAUUACACUUACUUGAACAUGGAUACAACAACAUUGAAUGGAGUCAAUGAUGCCUCAAAUUUCAACACAGUUAAAGCUGCCAUGGAGGUCAUUGGGUUGAGCAAGACUGAAGUGGACUCCAUCAUGGAGACUAUUGCAGUUGUACUUAAACUUGGCAACAUCAGACUGAAUUCAGAAUCUCCAACGACUGGGUUAGAACAGUGCUACAUUGACAAUACCGAAGAACUGAAUGAUAUCUGCAGUUUGAUUGGCCUUGAUCAGUCUAUUCUCGACCGAGCACUCUGCUCUCGCACUGUGGAAGCCAAGGGGGAUAAAGUGAUAACAACAUUAACUGCUGCUCAGGGUUACUACGCACGUGAUGCUCUGGCGAAAAACCUUUAUGACCGCUUGUUUAGCUGGCUGGUGAACCGAAUUAAUGAAAGUAUCCAGGUUAAAGGCAAGAUGCAGAAGAAGGUGAUGGGAGUGCUGGACAUUUAUGGAUUUGAGAUUUUGGAGAACAAUAGCUUUGAGCAGUUUGUUAUAAACUACUGCAACGAGAAGCUGCAGCAGGUCUUUAUUGAAUUGACAUUGAAAGAGGAGCAGGAUGAGUACGUACGAGAGGGGAUUAAGUGGACGCAGAUCAAAUACUUUGACAACGCCAGCAUCUGUGACUUGAUCGAAAACGGUAAAAAAGGCAUCCUAGCAAUGCUGGACGAAGAAUGUCUCCGGCCUGGAACCGUGACUGAAUUUACUUUCCUCAAGAAGCUAAACCAGGUCUUUUCUGGCCAUCAGCAUUUCGAGAGCAAAGAGACUAAGAAUUCCAAAUUCAUUACCGAUACAACACUGACUGACAACUGCUUCCGUGUGCAGCACUAUGCAGGAAAGGUAACAUACGAUGUUGUGGAGUUCAUAGACAAGAACAAUGACCUUUUGUAUCGUGACCUAUCUAAGGCUAUGUGGCAGGCCAAGCACAAGCUCAUCAAGUGCCUUUUCCCUGAAGGGGACCCAAGUAAGACAUCAUUGAAGAGACCACAAACAGCUGGCUUUCAGUUCAAGGCCUCUAUAGGUGUCCUCAUGCAGAAUCUUCUGGUUAAAAACCCCAACUAUAUCAGAUGCAUCAAACCCAAUGACACAAAAUCCCCAGGCCAGUUUGUGGAUCUCCUGGUGCAAUCCCAGGUCAAGUACCUGGGGCUGAUGGAGAAUGUGCGGGUGCGACGGGCAGGGUAUGCCUACCGACAUCCCUACAAGCCCUGCCUGCAGCGGUACAAGAUGCUUUGUAAACAGACAUGGCCAAAUUGGACGGGGAGUGACCGGGAUGGCAUGAGUAUCCUUUUGACAGAAUUGAACAUACCCUCAGAGGAAUACGCAUUUGGACAGACAAAGAUCUUCAUCAAAAAUCCACAAACACUCUUUGACCUGGAAGAUCGACGGCGGAUUCAGAUGGAAGUCCUGGCUACCAUGAUUCAGAAGACUUAUCGUGGCUGGAAAUGCCGGACCCACUUCCUCCUGAUGAAGAAAAGUCAGAUCAUAAUCUCUGCCUGGUUCAGGGGACAUAAUCAACAAAAGAAAUAUAAAAAAUUGAAGCAAACCACCAUCUUUCUUCAGGCCUGGAUCAGGGGCUGGAAGGUCCGUAAAAUCCAGAAACAUCUCAAGCAGGAGCAACUUCGUAUUGAAGCUGCCACCAUCAUUGCGGCCAGCUGGCGUGGUUACCAGGUGCGGAAAAGGCAUGGGAAGUACUUCAAGAGCAAUGCUUCGAAGACAAUCUGUAACUUCAUCAUGUCUUCAAUUAUACACAAGUACCUACUUGGCCUAAAGAACACACUACCCUCAAUGUCUCUGACAGACAGGAAGUGGCCAGCAUUGCCUUAUCGCUUCUUGGAUAAAACUCACCAGGAAUUGAAAAGGAUCUUUUGCCUCUGGAAGUGCAAGAAGUACAGGGAUGCACUCUCGAACCAGAGGAAAGCAGAACUAGAAGAGAAGCUGUAUGCCAGCGAGCUCUUCAAGGAUAAGAAAGCAUCAUAUGCCUCCAGUGUGCCUCAGCCUUUCAAAGGACAAUAUUUGGAUGCUCAGAAAAAGGCCAAAUACCAGAAACUAGCCAGUGGCAUAGAGGGGAAGUUACUUAUGAUGGACACAGCUGCGAAAAUUAACAGAAAGGAUGGAAAGCGUUCUCCAAGGAUCUUGAUGAUGACAAACAAAUACUUUGCCCUGGCCGAUGCAAAGUCCUCCCAAAUUAAAACACUGAUCAAAAUGAAUGAAAUCAAGGGCAUCUCUAUGAGUGAGCGUAAAGAUGGACUAUUUGUGCUACAUAUAGUGGAGAAUUCUACUGUUGGGGUUAAGGGAGACUUCCUCUUAAACAGUGACCAUCUAGUGGAGCUCACCACCAAACUGCAUCGCUCAAUACUAGAUACAACCCAGCAGAAGAUAAACCUCAACAUACAGGACGAACUUUCUGUUAAGUUCAGUAAAGACACAGUCUCUGUGAAGUUUGUAAAUGCAACAGGGAAAAAUGGAAAUGUUCCACUGUGCAAGAAGAAAAACAGUCACUUAUUCGAGGUCGAGGUUCCUUAACUGUGAUGGCUCCAACCUAUCCAGUAGCUCAAUACCUAUUGCCUCCCAGGAUUGUGGAAAUUCUAGGACCCGAAUCUUUAAAGCAACAGCAGUUUUUAAAAAAAACAAAGUAACUUUUGAUUAAUCAUCACUUCACCAAUUGCACUGUGCUUGG